AUGGGGGGACGAAAGGCGAAGGAGGCUGACUGGCUUGCUGAAGACCACGCAGCACGUCACCGGAAAAGCUGCAGAACGUCUUUCUCGAUGUUUUGCCCUCUGCGCAAUCGAAUUAUUGCCACUCCAGCCGGUGGCUCUGAAAGUCGCUCUGACGGCCGCGACUGCAGGAUCAUACCCCAGCUGGAGAACUCACCUUCACAGAUUUUGCCAAGUAGCCCGCCUGUCUCUGAGAUUUCGGAAGCGACUAGGACAUACUUGCAAGGUGUGAGCCGCUAUGACUUGGAUGAGCUUGAUGCUUGCUGGUUGGAACUUGUUAAUAUGGAGCUCAAGGAGAUGGAGAAGCCGGAGCUGGACGAGAUGACCCUGGAGAGAGUGCUGGAGGAGCUGGAGACCAUGUGCUACGAGAACAUGAACAUCGCCAUCGAGACAGAGGAGGGCCUCGGCAUCGAGUACGACGAGGACGUGGUGUGCGACGUGUGCCGCUCCCCGGAGGGCGAGGACGGCAACGAGAUGGUCUUCUGCGACAAGUGCAACGUCUGCGUGCACCAGGCGUGCUACGGCAUCCUGAAGGUCCCCAUCGGGAGCUGGCUGUGCCGGACCUGCGCCCUGGGAGUCCAGCCGAAGUGUCUGCUGUGCCCCACGAGACGAGGAGCCCUCAAACCCACCCCCAGCCGGGCGAUCCACGUUAGCUGUGCCUUAUGGAUACCUGAAGUUAGCAUUGGAUGUCCUGAAAAGAUGGAACCCAUAACGAAGAUCUCCCACAUCCCCGCAAGCAGAUGGGCUCUGUCCUGCAGUCUCUGCAAGGAGUGCACUGGGACGUGUAUCCAGUGCUCCAUGCCCGCCUGCGUGACGGCGUUCCACGUCACCUGCGCCUUCGACCACAACCUCGACAUGCGGACUAUUUUGGCGGACAACGACGAAGUGAAGUUCAAGUCCUUCUGCCUCGAGCACAGCACCGGCGCCACCAAACUCCCGGAGGAGGCGCGGACAGAGCCCGACCAAGCCCAGCUGGACUUGGAGAAGGUCACGCUGCGGAAGCAGAAGCUCCAGCAGCUGGAGGAGGACUUCUAUGAACUCGUGAAGCCGUCAGAGGUGGCGGAGAACCUUGACUUAAGCGAAUCGCUGGUGGAUUUUGUCUAUCAGUACUGGAAGCUGAAGAGGAAAGCAAAUUCCAACAAGCCGCUGCUGACACCAAAAACGGACGAAGUGGACAACUUGGCCCAGCAAGAGCAGGAUGUUCUCUACCGGCGCUUAAAGCUCUUCAUGCACCUCAGGCAAGACCUGGAGAGGGUUAGAAAUCUCUGUUACAUGGUGACAAGACGGGAGAAAAUGAAGCACACCAUUUGUAAACUUCAGGAGCAGAUCUUCCAUCUCCAGAUGAAGCUUAUUGAGAAAGAUCUUUAUCCAGAACAAACUGGGAAGAAGACAAAGGGUAAGAAAAGUGACCCAAGAAGGAAAGGAAGAGAUGGUAGAAAAAAUAGUCCUGAGAAGACAGAGAAAAGGAAAUCGGUCAACGAAACUGUCUUGGGACAACUGGGCUUGGCAACCUCCUUCCCCAUAGACGGGACCUUCUUCAAUAGCUGGCUUGCCCAGUCCGUCCAGAUCACGGCCGAGAACGUGACGAUGAGCGAGUGGUCCCUGAACAACGCCCACCACGAGGACAACACGCCGGGCCUCUCCGAGGAGCUCCUGCAGGACGAGGAGACCUUGCUGAGUUUCAUGAUGGAUCAUUCUCUGAGGUCUCCCUUCAAGCAGAGCGAGGCCACAAAGAAGGUGAAAAGCAAAAUGAGAAUGAACACUAAGAAAAAACUGUCAAAAAACAACCUGAACACAAUCUUCAAGAGUCACCAGGAGGCUUCAGAGCAGUGGACUAACAACGCGAGUGACUUAUCAGACAACGCGAUGAAGCCCUUUGCUCCCGAUUCGAGACCUAGCAAGUCGGAGAAAGGACCGGCCAAGCUUCCCGCAGACCGCAAAGGGACUAGCGACACGAAAAAGACGGCCAAGAAGGGCUCUGUCCCCAAAGCGAACGACUCGCCCGCCUCUUCCAGCGUGAGGAGCCCGGUGAGCAACGAGGAGGAGACCAUGACUUGCGCCCAGCCUGAGCCCAGCCCCGUGGUUAAAGUGCCUGACUCAGUAGGUAGCCCGAAAACCGUAGUGAGGUUCAAAUUACCAAAGGAGAGCCGAGGGACUCGCAGGUCCCAGCCCCCGAAGCCCGAGGCCGUGAACGGGCCCCCCGCCGGCGAGCGGCCCAAGGCCAUCUUGCGCCAUUUUGACGCUGAGACUGACGGCUACUUCUCCGACGCCGAGAUGAGCGACUCGGACGUGGAGUCGCGCGGCAGCCGAGCGCAGCGCGGGCAGCUGGAUCCGGGGGGCGAGGAUAUUGUCAGAAUGAGCAUUUUGGCAUCCUAACUCCGCUAGAUUGCCCGACUGUGACAGCUCGACGAGGCCUCAACCCAGUGACAACUGCCAUGUCCAAUUUCUGCCUGGUAUCAUAAACGAGGGGGGAUUUUUAAUGUGUGUAUAUAUAGUUUCAAAUUCAGCACUGUUGUCUUUCUCUUCUCUAUAUGCCUGAGAUACAGCUUCAGCUUCACCGACGUAGAUUACUGUGACAGUCGUUGUCCCCUCUUAGUUCCCUCGCACAUCCCACGGGAGAGGAGCGCGCGGGCGGCGGGCCGGCGGCGGGCGAGACGUCCCCGGCAGGUCGGGAGAGCUCCGGUGUUGCCAGGGUCCCUUGUCCCUGCAGGGAUGACCGUCUCGUGGGCAUUAUUUAAAGGCGGGCGGGUUCACGCUCAGCCUGAGCCGGUGCCCCUGGACGCCAGGGAGCGAGCGGAGGGGCCGGGCACGGCCC
Molecule: messenger RNA, 2851 nt
Organism: Struthio camelus australis
Lineage: Eukaryota; Metazoa; Chordata; Aves; Struthioniformes; Struthionidae
Source: RefSeq, a predicted model, not a curated record